GUUUAUGCGAGUGUACAAUUCUCUUCAGUCUUCUAAACGCUCUUGCCACGCAAAGAUCGCGCUUUAGAUCCCUGGUCAACGAUUCACGAUACGUAAACGGAUGGACAAGUGAUUAGUGAUUAUGCAUUGCACAAAGAACAGUUUUGUCAACAACAACGAUGGCGUGGAAGGCUCCUAUAGACUUUCUGUCAUUUUUCACAGUCAACGAUUGUCAUCGAGGAGAAACCGUUAAAGAGAGCUCAAUGGGAUGGUAAACUAGAGUUUCUAAUGUCUUGCGUGGCAUUUUCGGUCGGUCUUGGAAAUAUAUGGAGAUUUCCUUACACUGCCUACGAAAAUGGCGGUGGUGCAUUCCUGGUGCCAUACAUUAUCGUACUGUUCAUUAUUGGAAAACCGAUUUAUUACAUGGAGAUGAUAUUAGGACAAUUUAGCAGCAGAUCUUGCAUACAGGUUUGGUCCAUCUCACCCGCCUUCAGAGGCAUUGGGUACGGCGUGACCGUUUCCGUUUUCUCGGUGGUCACUUAUUAUUGCUCCCUGAUGGCGUUGGCGAUAUUUUAUCUGUUGGCUAGCUUUCAAUCGGUUCUUCCAUGGGCGUUUUGCUGGGAAGAAUGGAAAAACAUCUGUUUCGACAGCAGUUCGGGCAACAACGAAGCGAGAAAUGUUAACAAAAGUAGCUCGGCCGAUUUGUACUUCCGCAAAGUGGUGCUCAACGAGGCUGGAAUACACGAAGGAUUAGGGGAUCCAUCGUGGAAAUUGGUCCUCGCAUUGUUCGCCAGUUGGGUGUUCAUUUUCAUAGUGCUUAGCAAAGGCGUGAAGAGCAGCGGGAAAGCGGCCUAUUUCCUUGCUUUGUUUCCAUACGCGAUCAUGAUAGCUCUUUUAAUCCGGGCAGUGACGCUGGAGGGAGCCGGGGACGGUAUAAUAUUCCUUUUCAAACCAACUUGGGAGAAGAUCUUCGAUCCAUCGGUUUGGUACGCGGCUGUCACUCAAUCCUUCUUCUCUCUUGGAGUUUGUUUCGGCGCUGUUAUCAUGUAUUCCUCAUACAAUCGUUUCGACCACAACGUAUUGAGGGAUUGCACGUUAGUGACAACCAUGGAUCUAAUCACGAGUUUAAUAGCAGGAACGACAAUUUUUGGGAUUCUGGGCAAUCUAGCCCACGAAACUGGUAGAAACGACAUCUCAACGGUGGUUCGUGCCGGUACAGGGUUAGCUUUCAUCUCUUAUCCGGAAGCGUUAGCUAAAUUCACCGUUGUUCCUCAAUUAUUCGCCGUCCUGUUCUUCCUCAUGCUGUUCGUCCUGGGAAUCGGCACCACUGUGGCCUUCACCGCGGUCAUUAGCAGUGUCAUCAAGGAUAGGUUCCCCAGUUUCCAAGAUUGGAAAGUUGCUGGUGGCGUUUCUUGCGCUGGUUUCCUGAUUGGGAUCGUUUAUUGCACGAGAGGUGGACAAUACAUCUUGAACUUGGUGGAUUAUUUUGGAGGAACGUUCAUCAUAGUGUUUCUGGCUUCCUUUGAGGUUAUCGCAAUUUCUUGGAUAUACGGAAUCGAUAAUUUUUUGGACGAUACUGAAUUCAUGGUGGGCAGCAGACCUUCGAUUUACUGGAGAUUCUGCUGGUGCUUCUUAACCCCAUUGACACUUUUCUCGAUCCUCAUUUACUUUCUCAUUGAUCUUACUCCUAUCAAGUACAAUGGAGAAUACUAUCCAACUUCUGCCUACGUGUCUGGUUGGAUGCUUUUGGGAUUGGGAGUGAUCCAACUUCCCAUCUGGAUGAUCGUCAACAAAUUAAAACAGAGCGAAGGAAAAUCUUGUUUGGAUAUUUUUAAGUCUAGUUCCGAUUGGGGACCCAAAGAUCCGAUAAAGUACAAAGAAUGGAAAGAGUUCAAAGAUUCGAAGAGGAUGGCGAGGAUGAGUCUGAAUAAGAAGAGGUCGAGAAUUAUCGCAUUGUUGAUUGGAGAGGAUUAAAUAAAAAUUACAGUAUUAACGAAAUGAAUCAAGGAUUUUGAAUUCCCAUUCGAAAUUUGUUUUUUCGUUUUUGUUCGAUCAUAUCGUCGAGAGAUCAAUGACACUAUUAUAGGCAAGGUAGUAUUAUAAAUAUUAAGACUUUGUAAUUAAAUAUUAAGCUCUUAUCUUGCUUCAAUAAUUCUCAAAUCUAAAA
Molecule: messenger RNA, 2146 nt
Organism: Apis dorsata (giant honeybee)
Lineage: Eukaryota; Metazoa; Arthropoda; Insecta; Hymenoptera; Apidae
Product: sodium-dependent nutrient amino acid transporter 1-like
Exons: 10
Coding region: 268-1953 (561 amino acids)
Biological process (GO): sodium ion transmembrane transport
Cellular component (GO): membrane
Molecular function (GO): L-amino acid transmembrane transporter activity
Source: RefSeq, a predicted model, not a curated record